Molecule: messenger RNA, 789 nt
Organism: Cadophora gregata
Lineage: Eukaryota; Fungi; Ascomycota; Leotiomycetes; Helotiales; Ploettnerulaceae
Exons: 5
Coding region: 1-789 (262 amino acids)
Source: RefSeq, a predicted model, not a curated record
AUGUCCGGUAAGGGAUCACGUGGCAACAGCAAGGAACUGGACUCUGAUCCAGUUGAUUCAGUCAGAAAGGCAGCAGCGGCUAUUGAGGAGGCAGCAGAAUGGAACGCGAAAUGUCAAGGAACGAUCAAAGAGGGCAACAGAAUGCUGUCGGAAAUGCGAGCCACCAUGAACACUUCGCCUCGCGCCCCAGAUCCCGACGCCUUUGUCGAUUACGUUUCUGGGAUCCUUCGAACUGAGACAUUCGAUCCACUCGAAUGGAAGGAGGCUAUGACAAGUUUAGCUCGAGAUUAUUUCCAGGUGUUGUGCAACCAAUUACGUGACCCUGGUAGCAAGUACAACGCGGAUCCUGUUUGCGCAGCUACGCUCAAGGAGAUUGCCCGACUCACUCUGGGUCUUUUUUUCAGUAUCGAACCAAGCGAUACAGACGAUCUGAGGACAAUCCUUGAGCUGAACAUCCGCAAAUUCGACGCACAGCUGAUCGCCAUCAAUGAGAGCAGAGAGGAGCGCGUUCAGUUGGUGUCUGAUCUUGGAAUUCUUGCUCACGCUUUCUCUCCCGAAGAAGAGCUUGACACGAUCUUGAGGAAUGUGGCAGUUGCUCAGAAGGCUUAUGAGAUCGAAUACAAAAAGACUUGUGACAUUGAGUCCGAGACUUUCAAGGAGUGGCGCAAGAAUAUUCGCGAUAUUCUGGACAAGGCAAAGGGCGAAAAGCUCGAGGAUCAGAUCAAAAGUGGUCUUGGUGGCGGGGAAUAUCAAGGUUGUCUGCCCGAAGAAGGUGAGAAAGAAAAUUAG